Molecule: messenger RNA, 441 nt
Organism: Pterocles gutturalis (yellow-throated sandgrouse)
Lineage: Eukaryota; Metazoa; Chordata; Aves; Pterocliformes; Pteroclidae
Product: scale keratin-like
Cellular component (GO): intermediate filament
Molecular function (GO): structural constituent of cytoskeleton
Source: RefSeq, a predicted model, not a curated record
AUGUCUUGCUACGACCUGUGCUCCCCCUCUGCCUGCGGCGUCUACCGCCCCCAGCCCCUCGCUGACAGCUGCAACGAGCCCUGCGUCCGCCAGUGCCCUGACUCCACCACGCUCCAGCCACCUCCAGCUGUUGUCACCUUACCCGGCCCCAUCCUCAGCUCCUUCCCCCAGGAUUCAGUUGUGGGAUCUGCUGGAGCACCCGUCUUUGGGGGUUCCCUUGGCUACGGGGGCUAUGGCUCCCUGGGCUAUGGGGGCUAUGGCUAUGGGGGCUAUGGCUAUGGGGGUCUGUAUGGCUAUGGGGGCUACGGGGGUCUGUAUGGCUAUGGGGGCUCCCUGGGUUACAGGGGGCUGUAUGGCGUAGCCUAUUUUGGUUCUGCCUAUUGCAGCCCUUACUCCUACCGCUACAACAGGUACAGCCGUGGCAGCUGCGGGCCCUGCUAA